Cynoglossus semilaevis (tongue sole) is the source of this 3466-nucleotide messenger RNA. It is a transcript of the gene lig1, whose product is annotated as ligase I, DNA, ATP-dependent. Gene Ontology annotation, biological process: DNA biosynthetic process; lagging strand elongation; DNA repair. Gene Ontology annotation, molecular function: ATP binding; DNA ligase (ATP) activity; DNA binding. Gene Ontology annotation, cellular component: nucleus; mitochondrion. The record is from RefSeq and is a predicted model, not a curated record. The coding region runs from base 141 to 3293 and encodes 1050 amino acids. The transcript has 29 exons. NCBI's taxonomy places the organism in Eukaryota, Metazoa, Chordata, Actinopteri, Pleuronectiformes, Cynoglossidae.
UUCUUUUCGCGGGGAAUAUUCUAACUGCCGUCGUCACAGCGUGGCUGCGCGGGACCGUUUGUGGAUGUUUGACACGCUGUCCUACAGUUUCUUUUUGGUCUCAGUUCUUCUGCCGGUGUAGGUGACGGUUCUCGGACGACAUGCAGCGCAGCAUAGCAUCUUUCUUUCAGCCCAAGAGCAAAGACAAGGAGGUUCAGAAGAAGACGGCGGCUGAACCGGUGAAGAAGCCUGUAAAGAGUCCACUCAAGGUGCAGAACGGCGUGCAGGAAACCAAUUCACCCGUCAAGAAAGUGGUCAAGCGCAGUCGUCAAAUCUUGGACAGCGACGACGAUGACAGCGACGUCGACGAGGCCCCGGUGGUGAAAGAGAAGGUCAGCGACAAGAGACAAGGAGACAAAGGAGUUCAGAGGCAAACGGAAAAGAAGGAUGGAGUCUUCAAGGCGGUGCCCACACCUCUGUCUCCUCCACCAGCUCCAUCCACCCCUGUGACUCCGGCCACCCCGGCCUCCUCAGCCUCCCCAGGAACCCCCACCACCCCCAGCUCCAUCUCCCCGUCAGGAAUCGUUAAACGCAAGACUGCCAGGAAGAUGUUACCGAAGAGGAAGCUGGACCAGAGCAGGAGCAGCAGCGAGAGUCAGAAGGAGGAGUCGGAGGUCAAGGAGCAGCAGGGUCAGGAAAGUAAACGACCCCGGGUGGAGGUCGUCGAUGACAGUCCAGGCAGCCCCGCCGACCCCGUGGAGGAAGGAGCAAAGAUGGAAGUGGAAGAGACGCCGGUGACCCAGGUUAACAGCCCAGAUGAAGAGGAGGAAGCGGAGAAUGCCAAGGAAGGGAGGCGGGCGGCGAGCGCCGAUGAGGAGGAAAAGAAAACUGAGGGGGCGGAAAAGAAAAAUGAAGUGAAGAAAGGAGCCGCGGCUGCCAAGAAGGAGAAGAAGAUGGUUGAAAAGGACAGGGAGGAGGGAGAGGGGGAGGGAGAGGAAGAGGGAGAGGAAGAGGGAGAGAGGAGCCCGAAAAGUCAAGUGGCCAAAGAGCAGGGAGAUAAGGAGGCGGCCAAGAAAACUCCCAUCAGCACUUUCUUUGCCCCCAGAAAAUCUGCAGUGAAGAUGGAGAAGAACGAGGGCGAGAAAAAGGAGAGCGGCGGGAGGAGGAGCUCCGGGGAGGAGAGUAAAGACACCAAAAGUGAGUCAACUUCAGGACAGACAGAGUACGAUCCGUCCAGACCCAACUAUCACCCCGUCGACCACGCCUGCUGGAAACAAGGGCAAAAGGUACCGUACCUGGCCGUGGCUCGGACCUUUGAGAAGAUCGAGGAGGACUCUGGGAGACUGAGGAACAUCGAGACGCUGUCGAACCUGCUCCGCUCCGUGCUGCUGCUCUCUCCAGACGACCUGCUGUGCUGCGUGUACCUGUGUUUGAACCAACUCGGUCCCGCCUACAUGGGGAUGGAGCUCGGUGUCGGAGAGACGGUCCUGAUGAAAGCCGUCGCUCAGGCCACUGGGCGACAGUUGGACAAAAUCAAAGCCGAGGCUCAGGAGAAAGGAGACUUGGGUCUGGUGGCCGAGAGUUCCCGUAGCAACCAGCGCAUGAUGUUCCAGCCGGCCAGUCUGACAGCAGGGGGCGUGUUCAAAAAACUGAAGGAGAUUGCGAGCAUGAGUGGAAACUCGGUGAGCAGCGGAAUGACGUUUUCAUUAGGGGAGAAAAAAAAAUCAACACUGAGGAACAUCGAGACGCUGUCGAACCUGCUCCGCUCCGUGCUGCUGCUCUCUCCAGACGACCUGCUGUGCUGCGUGUACCUGUGUUUGAACCAACUCGGUCCUGCCUACAUGGGGAUGGAGCUCGGUGUCGGCGAGACGGUCCUGAUGAAAGCCGUCGCUCAGGCCACUGGGCGACAGUUGGACAAAAUCAAAGCCGAGGCUCAGGAGAAAGGAGACUUGGGUCUGGUGGCCGAGAGUUCCCGUAGCAACCAGCGCAUGAUGUUCCAGCCGGCCAGUCUGACAGCAGGGGGCGUGUUCAAAAAACUGAAGGAGAUUGCGAGCAUGAUGUUUGUUCUUGUGGUUGUGACGGACAGGUCUCUGGCCGGGAAGCUGAGGAUCGGCCUGGCUGAGCAGAGCGUCCUGUCGGCGCUGACUAUGGCCGUGUGUCUGACACCACCGGGACAAGGUUUCCCUCCAGAAGUGAUUGAUGCAGGGAAGGGAAUGAGCGCCGAGAGCAGACGGGCCUGGAUCGAAGAGAAGAGUCUGAUCCUCAAACAGACCUAUUGGCCUCCACCAGGAGUCCCCCUCAGACCCAUGCUGGCUCACCCCACAAAGGGCGUGGGCGAGGUGCUGAAGAAGUUUGACGAGGCGGCGUUCACGUGCGAGUACAAGUACGACGGCGAGCGCGCACAGAUCCACAUCCUGGAGAACGGAGAGGUGCGAAUUUUCAGCCGCAACCAGGAAGACAACACCAGCAAAUACCCUGACAUCAUCGCCCGCAUCCCUAAGGUGAAGACGGACUCGGUCGUGUCCUGCGUCCUCGACACCGAAGCUGUCGCCUGGGACCGAGAGAAGAAGCAGAUCCAGCCGUUCCAGGUUCUCACCACCAGGAAGAGAAAGGAUGUGGACGCCACAGAGAUCAAAGUUCAAGUCUGCGUCUACGCCUUUGACCUUCUGUAUCUGAACGGCGAGUCCCUGGUGCGGCAGCCGCUGUCUCGGCGUCGGUCCCUCCUGAAGGACAGCUUCUCUGAGGUGGAGGGAGAGUUUGUGUUCGCCCGAUCCAUCAACUCCAACAACACCGACACCAUCGCCGAGUUCCUGGAGCAGUCGGUUCGAGAUUCCUGUGAAGGUCUAAUGGUGAAGACACUGGAGAAGGACGCCACCUAUGAAAUUGCCAAGCGCUCUCAUAACUGGCUGAAGUUGAAGAAGGACUACCUAGAGGGCGUCGGAGACACCGUGGACCUGUGCGUGAUCGGCGCCUACCUGGGGAAGGGCAAGAGGACGGGCACCUACGGGGGCUUCCUGCUGGCCUGCUACGAUGAGGAGAACGAGGAGUUCCAGUCCGUCUGUAAGAUCGGCACAGGUUUUAAAGACGAAGAUCUGGAGCAGCAUUACAAGUUCUUAAAGGUAACGUGGUGUCACAUUUAUCCUAUUGUUGACCCUGAGAAAGGAAUUUCUCUGAGGUUUCCUCGCUUCCUGAGAAUUCGAGACGACAAAAAACCCGAGGACGCCACGAGCGGAGCUCAGAUUGCAGAUUUGUACCAGAAGCAGCAGCAGAUCCAGAACCAGGGGGAGAAGGCGGACCUGGAGGACUACUACUGAUCACCUGCGGUCGUCCACCAAGAAUAUUAAUGAAUGACAAAACUGUCCUGUGAUUGUAAAUAGUCUUUGUCUGUUCCUGUUCUCUAUUUUUUGUCUGUUCCUGUUCUCUAUUGAAGUGUUGAAGAAGACGAAAAAAAAAAAAUAAUAAUAAUAAAGUCCUCUGCUGGUUCUAA